AGCCAGGCCUAGUGUUCCCCUGUCAGGUGCCCAAGGGCCCUGGGCUUGCUGGGAGUGACCAGCCGCUGGAGGGUGAGUGGGGCUGGGAGGUGACCCUGGGCUAGGUUAGAAACAACUGUCCAGCUGUUGGGUUUCGGCUACACAGAGUGAGCCUUGGAGGAGCAAGGGGCCUGCAUCCUGUGGCCCGCGUGGGACGGUUAAGCGUCUGCGUUUGAAACAUAAAAACUUUAUUCCUUCAGUGCACUGUUUGGGCCCUUUCCAGGCUGAAGUGCAGAGAGGCCUGGGGAGUUUUUCGUUUGAAAGGCUGAUGGCAGAAAGGGGCAAAGGCCUCCCUUGGGUGAGGUUAUUGGAGUGGCCUGUUUCUGUGAGAUAGUGUGGGGGCGGCGGGCAGAGGCGACAGCCCGACCCACCCUGCAGGGCGAGGCCUCCGUCUGGGGCCUCCGUCUCAGGCUCCAGUGGGGCCGCUGCCUCCGCUCCUCCUUGGGUCUGUCCUUGAGGUUGGGUGCUGAGUCAGUGACUGUGCUGCCGGUUUGGGAGCAGCGAGGCUGAGAGGUGACAGGUUGAAAGGCGUCUAGAGCUUUGCCGGAGAUGAGGGGGGUGUGCUCUGCCGCAGGUCACGCUCAGGUGUGAUGCCAGCCUUGGGCGUCGUGAGCCUGCGCCCCGGCCACAGCAGCGGGCGCCCCACCUGCUCCGGGUGGCAUGACUGUAGCCCUUGCAGCCCAGCCUGCCUUUCCGUCCACACGUGCACACGCGUCUUCUCGCUGUAACAUCUGCCGCUCCCCCAUCGCAGAGGCAGUUUUCAGGAAACUCGUGACUGAUGAAAAUGUCUCAGACCACUGGGUCGUGGACAGCGCCGCCGUGUCCGACUGGAACGUGGGCCGGUCGCCAGACCCGAGAGCUGUGAGCUGCCUGCAAGGCCACGGCAUCCACACGGCCCACACGGCCCGACAGGUCACCAAGGAGGACUUCGCCACGUUUGACUACAUCCUCUGCAUGGAUGAGAGCAACCUGAGAGACCUGACCAGGAAAAGCAGCCAAGUCAGAAACUGCAGAGCGAAGAUCCAGCUGCUCGGGAGCUACGACCCCCAGAAGCAGCUCAUCAUCGAAGACCCCUACUACGGGGACGAGUCCCACUUCGAGACCGUGUACCAGCAGUGCGUGCGCUGCUGCCGCGCCUUCCUGGACAGCGCCCGCUGACCCGCGGUGCGGCCGCUCUGUGGUGAACCCGCUGCCCCGCGUCUUGGGAAUGACUGUCCAGAGCUGGUGUGUUCAGCAGAAUAGUAAUAAAGCUUCUGACCCAGCCAGUUGACGGCGCAGUCACUGC
Molecule: messenger RNA, 1324 nt
Organism: Talpa occidentalis (Iberian mole)
Lineage: Eukaryota; Metazoa; Chordata; Mammalia; Eulipotyphla; Talpidae
Gene: ACP1
Product: acid phosphatase 1
Exons: 6
Coding region: 700-1197 (165 amino acids)
Biological process (GO): protein dephosphorylation
Cellular component (GO): cytoplasm
Molecular function (GO): acid phosphatase activity; non-membrane spanning protein tyrosine phosphatase activity
Source: RefSeq, a predicted model, not a curated record